Psilocybe cubensis is the source of this 2103-nucleotide messenger RNA. RefSeq lists its product as uncharacterized. Bases 1 to 2103 code for a protein of 700 amino acids. The record is from RefSeq and is a predicted model, not a curated record. The transcript has 4 exons. Gene Ontology annotation, molecular function: protein kinase activity. Lineage: Eukaryota; Fungi; Basidiomycota; Agaricomycetes; Agaricales; Agrocybaceae. Gene Ontology annotation, biological process: protein phosphorylation.
AUGGGCACCAUCGCCCCAACCAAAGUUCAAAUCUACACCUAUUAUCCGCAAAAUUUCUGGAAAUUCGAAUACGAAAAAGUUGCCUACACACGUUUUAUGGAUUCAGCACUCAAGGAAGAGCUCUUCGAGAGUGUGCUACUCGACGUACCUGGGCUUGUUGAGCACCUUUUCCCCGAUUCACUCUUUCCUAUUCCUUUCAGUUCGCUUGAGAAUGCAGUUUUAGAAACGCACUGGGACUCUCGACAGAAGGUAUGGAAAGUAUAUGGUGCCGUGAAACCAUCCAUAUUUGUUACCAGCGCAAAACCAGGGGUAGCUGAGACAGAUCUGGCGACGUUCUUCAACACAAUCAGCGAGACUCUCAUAGAAGUCUCAAAUUCCACCGAAAAAUCGUUCAAACUGUCCAUCGACCGUCGCUGGGUUAGUAACAGCAGUAAAUCUAUGUUGUGGGGGCAUCAGGUUAAAAGAAAGCCUGAUAUUUGUUUGGCCAAUAAGGACAAAGCUGCGACGUGGCAUUCCACAUUGGUCACUACGGAAUUGAAGUUGAAAGCAUCGGAUGCCAAUGACGCCUUCAACCAGCUAGCCAAUAGUGCCUGCACAAUAUUCUCCACUCAGGAUGAUCGCCGUUUCCACAUCGGCCUGUCCAUUUGCGAUACCUCUGUGCGCGUCUAUGUUUUCGAUCGAGCAGGAGUAAUCGGCUCCAGUCAUUUUCAUCUUAGCGAAGACGCGUCUUUGCUCAUCCGUCUCAUCGCCGGUUUAACUCUGACUGAUGUUGGCGCCCUUGGCUUUGACCCGUCAAUUAAACGCAAUGACGAUGGCAGUAGGACUGUUUCUGUUGCAGGUGUUGAUUACCGAAUCCUCAAAACGUUGUUCAUCAGCGAUUCUAUUCGAGGGAGAGGAACUGUUUGCUGGAAAGCGUCUAGUGGGGGAUCUGAAUAUGUCAUCAAGAAUUCUUGGACUGAUGUCUCUCGAUUGAAGACCGAGGCCGAUAUCAUGCGUAUGGCCGAUGGCAUAGAGGGCAUUGCGCAGCUUAUUGCUGAGGAGAUUGUUCACGACAAUUCGCUCGAUAAUACCAAUGUCAAGGAUUACAAGCGCAUGGACUGGUAUGACAAGCUGGAAGUGCGAGUACACCGUCGAUUGGUGACCACUCCUGUAGCCCAGCCAGUGGAAUAUUUCAAGAGCAAGAAAGAAUUGCUAUCUGUUAUUAUAGAUGGGAUUGAAGCGCAUGCCCGGUUACUGGAGAAGCACAUCCUCCACAGAGAUAUCAGCAUGGCCAACAUCAUGAUACAUCGCCCGUCGCAGGGUUCUAGCAAUGACACCAACACUUCAUCAGCGGAGGUACAGAAACCAUCGACGUCAGUAGUUGCCUCUAAACGGUCCGUAGUAUCUGCAAAGGGGAUCCUGAUCGACCUUGACUAUGCAUUAAUAACCAACGACGAGUCUGGAAAAGAGACUCAGAGAGAGGCCGAUGCAACUGGACAUCGUACAGGAACGUUGCCGUUCAUGGCAAUAGACAUCCUCAUGAAUGCAACUGAAGGGGAGCAUCAAGCACACCACGAUAUUGAAUCGUUCUUUUACGUUCUCCUUUGGAUCAUGCUGCAGUAUGCAGGUCCCAGUGGGAUCGAAAGGCAGGACCUGGAUAUCAAAUCUGUGGACACGUUCAAGGGUUGGAUACAUGGCAGGGACAUUGCGCUCAUUGGGGCAACUAAAUGGGCGAUCAUGUCAACGGUACUCCCGCAAAUCUUCGAAGCGACCGUUACCAAAUUCGUCACUCUGUACUUCAAAGACUUGGUUCCGUGUAUAGAGGAGCUCCGCCAGUUGAUCUUUGUUCGAAGAAACCAAGGAUUCAACCCCACGCACGAAGCUGUCAUUGCAAUCCUGCGUAAGCAUAUGCUUAUGCUUCCCGAUGACGAUAAAUGGUCUCGCGAAAAUGACCCUGCAGGUUACGGCCCAGUUGGCGGAAAGAGAAAGCUCGAGACGUUCCAAGAAGAAGAGGAGGAAGCGGAGGAAGACCCACUCGAAGCGUCCCCUUCAGCAGGACGAAACAAACGAGCAAAGACUGCACCAUCGAGGUUAAUUCCUACAAGGCGCUCAGUCAGAAUCUAA